AUGAAACAAGAAAAAAAUAUUAUAGUCUUCACUCAACAAGACUUUUAAGCUAAUUUCUUAGUGAACCCAAAUCCUCCAUUAGGUUCAGGACAUGAUGCUAAGGUCUAUUUGGCUAUGCAUAAGCGAACUGGAGAAAUACCAUCUCAAUAAUCUCCAGUGAACGAAAUUAAAAUACUUAAAUUAAUAGAUCAUCCAGGCAUUGUUUAAUUGAAAGGCCAUGCAUAAGAUUUUACUUGUGCAUUAUUAGAGUACAUGCCUCAUGACACUUUUCUUCGAAUUUUGAAAAAAGGUCCAUUUCACAUUUCUCUUGCUAAAUCGCUUGCUUGUCAUCUAAUCAACAUACUAGCAAUUCUUCACAAUCAUUAGGUGGCUCAUUGUGACAUUAAGCCUGAGAAUAUACUGAUAGCCGCAAAUUACCAAGUGAAAUUAUGCGAUUUUGGAUUCGCUCGCAUAACUUAAUAAUUAUCUAGACCUCCUGGAGGAACACCUGGGUAUACAGCACCUGAAAUCUAUAAAGGGAACAACUUAGAUUUAUUUAAAUGUGAUAUUUUUGCUUUAGGAGUUGUCAUAUUUAUUAUAGUCAUGGGGUUCCCUCCAUUUUAAAGUAAUGAUCCUACCAUGAGAGAUCAAUGGUGGAAUAUGAUACUUACUAAAUAAUUAGAUUAUCCUCAGGAAUUCAAAGACAUGAUUAUGUAGAUGUUAGAGCCUGAUCCUGACAAAAGAAUUGGUAUUGUCUAAUUAAUUCAGAACUCUUUUUUAUAAAAUGGAGCAACGCAUGAACAAAUCGUCUAAGAAAUACAAAAGAGAGUCAAAAAAUGA
This is a messenger RNA of Paramecium tetraurelia, 819 nucleotides long. RefSeq lists its product as uncharacterized. The record is from RefSeq and is a predicted model, not a curated record. Gene Ontology annotation, molecular function: protein serine/threonine kinase activity; ATP binding. The transcript has 4 exons. Gene Ontology annotation, cellular component: nucleus. Lineage: Eukaryota; Ciliophora; Oligohymenophorea; Peniculida; Parameciidae. Gene Ontology annotation, biological process: mitotic DNA damage checkpoint signaling; protein phosphorylation.